Amborella trichopoda is the source of this 1991-nucleotide messenger RNA. NCBI's taxonomy places the organism in Eukaryota, Viridiplantae, Streptophyta, Magnoliopsida, Amborellales, Amborellaceae. The record is from RefSeq and is a predicted model, not a curated record.
GCUCAUGCCUAAUCAUGGCAUCACGCUCCCAUUACAUAUAUCCAAGACAACUUUUACCUUUUCUCUCACUAGAAAUGCAACACUCUCCAACAGAAAACUAUCUCCCACUAACUUUCUCUCUCUAAAACUUUUUCCAGCCCCCUGAGGAUGGAGAUAUCAGUUGCCCUCCUUUUGCCUUUGCUUUGAGCAUUGUUUGGAUGAACUGGACUGGAAUUUAGAUUUUGAGAGGCAGGUAUAAGAAAGUGUAAAAAACUAAAAUUUUGUGUUUUUGUGCUUGAAGAAAAUGGAUGUCUUGUCCUAUCACCGACGAACGAUUGAUUUCGAUAACUUGUGAUUGUCGAAAGUGGUCAGGUGAACAGUGGGUUUGAGAAUUCAAAAUCCUCUCCUGGUUUUGGAGUGAGGACCAUGGAUUCCCUGUGUGAUUUUUGUGGGGUUCAAAAUGCUGUUGUGUAUUGCCGACCGGACGCUGCUCGUCUGUGCCUAACAUGCGACCGAAAUGUGCAUUCUGCAAAUGCCCUCUCUAGCCGCCAUAACCGUGUACUAAUCUGCGAGGCGUGCAGCUCUCACCCUGCCACAGUGAGGUGCUUUGAUGAUAAGGUUUCCCUUUGUCAAGCUUGUGACUGGAAUGGGUUCGGAUGUUCGAUGGCAUCCGGGCACAAUCGACAGAGCCUUAAUGGCUACUCUGGUUGCCCUUCUCCCUCACAGAUUUGGUCGUGUGUCUUGGAUGGCUCAUCUGCAAAUUCCCACUGUUUGAUGACUACGAUUAAUGAAAAUGGUGAAAGCAAUGAUUGCUGGGAAGGUGAGGGAAAUGGUGGGUUGAUAGGCCUGGCAGGACAGAGCAGGAUUCAGGAAUUGGAUAAUGGAAAUAAGUGUGAUCUUUGGAUGCAUGCCUCUUCUGCAACGAGUGGUUCAAAUCCUGCCCCUUUUCGUGAGGAACAGCAACUGGAGGGCCGAAAUGAAUCGAACGAAUCGAAGCAUGGCUGUCCUCAAUUAAAGGAUACUGACUUUUGCGAUGGUGAUGAUCUUUGCGAAGUUCUUGGGAUUAGCGACGAUGCCUUGAAUUUGGAGAACUGUGGAGAGCUAUUUGAUGGAUCUGAAAGUCUUAUAAAAGAUGUUUUUGAGGAUACUACUAUUGACUGUUUUUUCAUGGAGAACAACUUCUCUGUUGCUGAUUCAAAUGGCCAAAGUGAUAUUGCCAUAGAGGCAUCCUCAACAGCACAACAAGAUUGCAUGACUCUUCCAUCUAUGCAAUUUGUCGGGACACCGAGAUCAAUUCAGGCCACAACAACAUGCAGUGCGACCAAUCAAGUGAUUUCCAAUCCUUGCAGCAACAGCAAUAGUGUAAACUUAGGCUUUCCUGUCAGGCAAUUUUUCUCUAGCAUUUCACUCCCACUCUCGGGCCUCACUACUGGUGACAACACUGGUUCUGAUUAUCAAGAUUGUGGGGUGUCACCAUCACCUGUGAUGUUCAUUGGUGAUUUGGAGCCUCAAUGCCCUCAGGCCAGGGAUAGUGCGAUGAUGCGUUACAAAGAAAAGAAAAAGAAUCGCAAGUAUGAGAAACAAAUACGGUAUGCUUCUCGUAAAGCCAGGGCAGACAUUAGAAAACGUGUUAAAGGAAGGUUUGUAAAGGCUGGUGAGGUUUACGACUAUGAUCCAUUGAAUGCAACAACAGGUUGCUAAGACUUGCAGUUAUGGAGCUUCUCUUUAAUAUGAUUCUUCUCACACCCAAUUAAACUUUUUACUUUAUUAAGAAUGGAAUUCUCUAGUCAUGACACAGGUUCUAUCAGCUACCGAAGGAAAUUUAUAGAUUUUUGCAACAUUGUCAACCAACGUAUUCUAUUGAAGAAAGUUGUUUUGCAGUUGCGGAGACCUAUUUCAUCAGUUCUAUUGGACAUUUGUAAAUUUGUUAAGAGGAGGAUGUUAUUAUUAAUCUGUACAGCUGCUAACUGGUCUUUUGAAUCUGUAAAAUGUAUUCAAUUUGUGUGGGAGUU